AUGGCUUAUAAAUUACUUCAAAUAAAAGCAUUUGGCAGAAUAGGCGUUGGCAAAUCAGUCUUGACAAAUGUGAUAAGUGAAACAAAGAAUUUUAAGGAAAGUGCAGGUAGUAUUAGUGAAACAGCAAAAGCAAAAGCAAGAAAAUUUAAAAUGAAUUAUCAAAUUGAAAAGUAUAUUUGUGAAGACAUAUUUCAAAUUUUACUUGUAGUAGAUAAAAGAUUUACCAAGAAUGAAAUAGAUGAUUUUAAUUGGUUUAGUUCAUAUCUUUUUGAUGUUAAAGUUUUUGAUUAUACUACUGUUGUGCAGACACAUUUUCCUAAUUUUGAAGAUGAUAAUGCGUGUUGA
Messenger RNA from Rhizophagus irregularis DAOM 181602=DAOM 197198, 345 nucleotides. The record is from RefSeq and is a predicted model, not a curated record. NCBI's taxonomy places the organism in Eukaryota, Fungi, Glomeromycota, Glomeromycetes, Glomerales, Glomeraceae.